Messenger RNA from Lichtheimia ornata, 1371 nucleotides. RefSeq lists its product as uncharacterized. Bases 1 to 1371 code for a protein of 456 amino acids. The record is from RefSeq and is a predicted model, not a curated record. Gene Ontology annotation, molecular function: protein binding. The transcript has 5 exons. Lineage: Eukaryota; Fungi; Mucoromycota; Mucoromycetes; Mucorales; Lichtheimiaceae.
AUGCUCAUUACUGAACUACCGAUCGAUAUCGUAUACAACAUUCUCAGCAACCUGGAUGCUACCUCCCUCUGUUGUCUCAAUUGCUCUUGCAAGUUCUUUGCGCAGUUUGCCAAUGACGAACUCUUGUGGAAGCAUCUCGUCUUUCGUGUAUACAACCUACCAUUGACAAGCACAUUUCGGUCGUCAGGAUGGAAGUCGCUCUACUCAAGACUCUCGGAUUCACGCGUGUAUACUUGGGGCGAGAAUCAAGACUUAAGGUUGGGUCACCCUAAUCCAACUGUGCCCAUACGUGUUCGUGGCGCAUUCGCCCCUCGUCAUAUCUCAGAACCAAAAGAGCUUGAAAGCAUGCGAGGAAAAGGGAUUGUGGACAUUCAUGCAGGUGGUUGGUCAUUCCAUGCCCUGGAUCGUCAUGGUCGUGUCUGGAUGUGGGGAACAAUGGCUGCAGACACGGGUCCUUCCAUCAACAUUGGUGCUCAUCGUGUGAUGAACCCUACUCAAGUGGCACUCCCAGCCGACGUCAAAAUCAAAUCCAUGUCAUGUGGGCGGUCUCAUGCAAUUGCUCUUGCAAAGGAUGGCAGUGUUUGGCAUUGGGGCAAUAUCUGGGUCCCUCAGCGUAUUAGGAUGAAUGCACGCGUGCUUCAAGUGACAGCCAAUUGGGGUUAUUCAACCGUCCUUACAACAGAGGGCCGUGUAUACAUUGUCGAUUUACCACCCAAUGUUCGUUCCGAAGAUGAAGUCUUGGAUGAUCUCACAGUAUCUGAGGAAGACAUGGUUGACCUACAAGCCAUUGAGAAUGAUGCUCGUAUAUCUCACAAGGAAAUCAAGCCUAUACAAGCUGGCGAUCGUAUUGUGCAGGUGGCUGGCAUGGAAAAGAGUACAUUAGCACUCACUCGCUUUGGCCGAUUAUUCAAGCUCGUCACCCACAAUGAAGCUCAAUUUGUACAUUCACCAGCUUCCAUGACAACCGAACUCGAAGCAUUUGGUGCAACAGAACCAGAAUUGAAUGAUCCAAAUGACAAGAUGCAUCGCUUUAUCACCGCACAAUUUCGCAAUUUUGCAGUAUACACAUUGGAUGGGAAGGUUUUAUUGGGACACGAAUCGGAUGAACCCCCUCAAGUUCUACCACAACUACAAAGUGACAUUUGCAAGGUUUCCUUUGGAGACUAUCAUUGUGGUGCAUUGACCAAUAAUGGCAAGCUGUUGACUUGGGGAGCAUAUAGCGCUGGUGCUUUGGGACAUGGCAGUGGCCAACCAUGGUCAAAUAAGGAGACACCAGAAGCUGUAAAUUACUUUUCGGAUUCGUUUGUAUUUGCCAUUGGAUUUGGAGGAUGGCACAGUGGUGCAUUAGCUAUCCCUAUAGAAAGUGACUAA